Pangasianodon hypophthalmus (striped catfish) is the source of this 716-nucleotide messenger RNA. It is a transcript of the gene prorsd1, whose product is annotated as prolyl-tRNA synthetase domain containing 1. NCBI's taxonomy places the organism in Eukaryota, Metazoa, Chordata, Actinopteri, Siluriformes, Pangasiidae. Bases 73 to 585 code for a protein of 170 amino acids. The transcript is spliced from 2 exons. The record is from RefSeq and is a predicted model, not a curated record. Gene Ontology annotation, molecular function: aminoacyl-tRNA deacylase activity.
CUUCCGGAAGUAGAGAUGUGGCUGCUUGUGUGAAAAUACAAAGUAGUGCUUUGGUGUAAGUCUGAGACCGCGAUGGGAUCUGCUGAUCUGCGCACUGAGUUAGAAAAUCUCCUAAAAAGUCUGAAUAUUGACUUUGUUUCUGUGGAACAUCCGGAGGUUUUCACUGUGGAGGAAAUGAUGCCUCACGUACAGCACCUGCACGGAGCCGUGACGAAAAACCUCUUCCUAAAGGACAAGAAGAAGAAAGGCCUGUGGCUCGUCUCGGUGCGUCACGACCGCCAGGUGAACCUGAACGAUCUGGCUAAGAAGCUGGGCGUGGGCAGCGGGAACCUGCGCUUCGCGGACGAGGCGGCCAUGUUGGAGAAGCUCGGGGUGGGUCAGGGCUGCGCCACGGCUCUCGCGCUCUUCUGCGACAAGGACCAGAGCGUCCGGUUCGUCCUGGACAGCGAUUUAGCCCACGGAGGCCACGAGAGAGUUUACUUUCACCCGAUGACCAACGCUGCGACUGUAGGACUGAAACCGGACGAUCUGAUGAGGUUCCUGAAGGAGACGGGACACGAGCCCAUCCUGCACAGCUUUGAGUAGAUCAGCUGAUGGGUUAUAACGUUGUAGGUCAAUUACAAGAAAUGUGUCCAGGAUGUUUUUAUUGUACAAAUAACAGUUCAUCAGUGUUUUCGAUUUAUCAGUGAGACAUCAAUAAAAAGCACAAGAUGAAA